CUGAGAGACAUACUGCCCUCACACGCACACGUGCUUACAACUCCCUCUCACGCACACAUACACACACACCCCCAACAUCCACACACACACCAAAACACAUGGAGUACUACUACUGCACUCUACUGCUGUGGAUCCUAUCCAUGCUGUCAGGGCUCUGUGACUGUUUCAACAUUGACACGAAGAGUCCCAGGAUCAUAAAGGGUCCGAAGCAGACGCAGUUUGGCUACACUGUGCAGCAGCACGCGGCUGGCGGGCAGAAGUGGUUGCUGGUGGGGGCGCCACUGGAAACAAAUGGGCAACAUCAGACAGGUGAUGUGUAUAAGUGUCCUCUGAGCCGAAGAGCUGCAGGCCCCAGCUGCUCCAAACUUAAUUUAGGAAAGAUAUCAUUGACGAAUGUCUCUGAACGUAAAGAUAAAAUGAGACUGGGGAUGACGCUUACCUCCAACCCUAAAGACAACAGCUUUGUGGCGUGUGGCCCACUGUGGUCGUAUGAAUGUGGCAGUUCCUACUACAGCACAGGAAUCUGCUCCAGGGUCAACGGCAGCUUCAAGUUCUCCCGCACCAUUGCUCCAGCUUUCCAAAGAUGUGAAACCUAUAUGGACAUUGUGAUAGUUCUGGAUGGCUCUAACUCAAUUUACCCCUGGUAUGAAGUUCAAGAUUUUCUCAUCAACAUCCUGCAAAAGUUCUACAUUGGACCUGGACAGAUACAGGUUGGUGUGGUGCAGUAUGGGGAGAAGGUAGUGGCUGAGUUCCAGCUGAAUGAUUUUCGCUCAGUAGAAGAUGUGGUGAAAGCUGCCCGCAAGAUAGACCAGAGAGGUGGGGAAGAGACCAACACUGCCCUGGGCAUCAGUGUGGCUCGAUCUGAGGCCUUUAAACGGGGUGGGAGGAGAGGAGCGAAGAAGGUCAUGAUCGUCAUCACGGACGGGGAGUCACACGACAGUCCGAACCUGCAACAGGUCAUCGAGGACAGCGAGAAAGACGGCAUCAUUCGAUACGCCAUAGCUGUGCUGGGCUACUACAACCGGCGAGGGAUCAACCCCGAGGCUUUCCUCAACGAGAUAAAGUACAUCGCCAGUGACCCAGAUGACAAGCAUUUCUUCAAUGUAACUGAUGAAGCUGCUUUGAAGGACAUUGUAGAUGCUCUGGGAGAAAGGAUCUUCAGUCUGGAAGGAACCAGUAAGAACGGGACAGCAUUUGGUCUGCAGAUGUCACAAGCUGGUUUCUCCACACAUAUAGUUGAGGAUGGGAUCCUGGUGGGGGCGGUCGGAGCGUACGACUGGAACGGAGCGAUCCUGAAGGAGACCCGUCAUGGAAAAGUGGUCCCGCCUAAGUCCUCCUACGCAGAGGAGUUCCCUGAGGAGCUAAAGAACCAUGGCGCAUAUUUGGGUUAUACGGUGACGUCAGUGCUGUCAGCACGGAGUGGGCAGCUUUACGUAGCCGGAGCUCCACGUUUCAACCACACAGGCAAAGUUAUCAUCUUCACCCUGAAGAACACAGGGGAGCUCACCAUACUGCACUCACUGAAAGGCCAGCAGAUUGGCUCCUACUAUGGCAGUGAGAUUGCUCCAGUAGACAUCGAUGGAGAUGGAGUCACUGACAACCUGCUGGUCGCUGCCCCUAUGUUCUUUAGCAGAGGCUGGGAAAGGGGCAAAGUCUACAUCUACAGAAUCACUGAACAGCCCCGAUUCAUCCUGGAGGGAGCGCUGGAGCUGCCUGACCUGGGUCAGAAUGCACGGUUCGGCUCUGCGCUGGCCCCAGUGCCGGACUUGAAUGGAGACUCCUUUAAUGAUGUGGUAGUGGGAGCUCCACUGGAGGAUGAGCACCGAGGUGCCAUUUACAUCUACAACAGCCAUCGCAACCGGAUCCUGCGCAAGUAUAAACAGAGGAUCGGUGCGACAGAGCUAACCUCUGGUUUGCAGUACUUUGGGCGGAGCAUUCAUGGGAUGAUGGACAUGAAUGGAGACAGGCUGGUGGAUCUGGCAGUGGGGUCCCUAGGAGCAGCUAUGCUGCUCUGGUCCCGCAGUGUGAUCCGCGUCCAUGCCAAUGUGCGAUUUGAGCCCAGCAAAAUCAACGUCUUCAACAAGGACUGCCAGCGUGGAGGGAAGGACGUCACGUGCAUGUCGGCCAUCGUGUGCCUGAACAUUACUGCCAGGACUCCUAUCAAAGCCACACAGGAAGUAGCUUUUUGGUACAGCGCCAUGAUCGAGGAGAAGCGCUUUAACCCCCGCGCCGUCUUGGAUGAUUCGGAGAGACAGCAGCAGCCACGGAACCUCACACUACUCUCCGAGCAGGAGGCCUGUGAGCACAUCUACUUCCACGUAACGGACACAGUGGACUAUGCCAGACCCAUCAUAUUUACAGUGGAAACAGGCUUACAGGAUCCAGACCAUGGUCCCACGCUCGAUGACAGCUGGCCAACCACCUUCAAAACCCAGCUUCCUUUCUGGAACGGCUGUGAUGAGGAUGAUCACUGUGUUCCAGACCUGGUGAUACAGUCCCAGACUGAUCUAAUAAACCGAAAGCAGUUCUGUGGGGACGCAUUUCGCGCAGGCAGUGUGUUGUGUCGAGGGCCCCCAGCUGAAGUCACUGAGCGAGUGAUCGAGGGCUCCCGGCGGAAGAUGGUUGUGGACACUCGAUUGGAGAACCAAGGGGAGAACGCUUACGGAGCCCGCCUCAACAUCUCAUACUCCAGAAACCUUCACUUCUCCAGCCUUAUAGUGAAGGAUAACUCCGACACAAAGAUCAACUGUCGCGGUGGGGACAAGUGGAGAAACCAGAAGCUCUGCAACGUGAGCAGCCCCUUCAUGAGGGCUAAGACGCAGGUCACCUUUCGUUUGGAGUUUGAAUUCAAUAACUUUGUGCUGCUGGACCAUGUUCAGGUCAUUCUGGAGGCCAGCAGUGAUGGGGAGGAGGUGGCUUUGCAUGACAACAGCAACCACAUUUUCUACACACUGAGAUAUGAAGCUGACCUGCUCUUCACAAGGGCCUCCAGUCCACCACGCUGGGAGCUCAAAGCGGACCUCUCUCUGGAGAAGCCUGCAGACAUGCAGCCGCCUUUCAACUUCACCUUCCAGCUCCAGAACCUGGGUCACUUCCCUGUGAGAAACCUCCAACUGAACAUUAUGAUCCCAGAAAUGACAAAAAAUGGGAAUCAGCUGCUGCAGAUCCAAGAUUUCUACACAGACCAGGAAGAUGGAACUCAGUGCAUUCCCACUCAGCACGUAGCACAUAGUCGAGCAUCACCAGAAGACCUAACCCGCGUCUCACGUUUGAAUUACACCAACACCCUGACUGUGCCAGUUCAGUGCACUGUGAACUUGACCUCCUACAGGGAUGUCAGCAUGACGAUCAGUGGGUUCCUACGUGUUGACUCUCUCCAUGCACUGAAGUUCAAAACGCUGGAGCUGGUAACAACGGCCUCGAUGGAGCUGAGCUCUGCUAGCCCCAUGUUCCUUCAUGAAGACAGACCCGUCAGACACAUAAUUCUGGAGAUUAGGAAAGAGGAAGAUUACCGUAUUCCCAUCUGGAUUAUAAUUGGCAGUACACUAGGAGGGCUGCUGCUACUCUCCCUCCUUAUUCUAGCUCUGUGGAAGCUAGGUUUUUUCCAGAGGCAGAAGCGCAGAGAGGAGGUGGAAAACGAGGCCAAUGGGAAGGUGGCAGAGGAGCGAUAACGCAGGCUACCCACAGGGUUCAACCUGCUUCAACUCUCAGGGAGCGUCCCACAAUUACACUACAUGUCUCUAGAGUGGGGAAUGAGUGAACAAAGAAGAUGGAUGGAUGGAUGGAUGGAUGGAUGGAUGGAUGGAUGGAUGGAUGGGUGGAUGGAUGGAUGGCAAGACAGGUAAAUGAGUAAAGAAAGAAAGUUAAAGUAAGAGAGAGAGGGGGAAAAGGGCAAAUGUAAUGAAGAGAGACUUUCAUGAAGUUAAACAUGAGACAGACAGAGAGGGAGGAAAUGGAGGAUUUGCUCUGUGCACUGGAUGAUCUGUUGCUUUUCAUGAGAAAAAAACCAAACAAAAAGAAAAACACUGCAACGCCCUUCUCCUGGCCUGCACUGCUUACUGAGCCAUACACAACGAACUUGGAAAUGACUCCCCAAUUCUUCAAUCACACUCUACAUAGGCUUUAGUCCCUCACUCAAAAAUAAGUAAAUAAACUAUUAUUCUUGGGAAAUCACUUAAAAGAAAAAUGUCUGGGAAACACAUUCAAGACAAAGACUUCUGGGAAUAUGAGUUUUCACAUGUUACUGACUCACCACUGUUCUUUUGCCAAAUUAAAUGCUUUAUUUUCCAAACACACAGGAAAAAAAAACUCAGAGGGCCUUGAUUGUUCACAGCAGCAACAUUUACUGUGCCUUUUUUUCUCUGAAAGUAGGACACGUUGGAAAAAGAGAGUGCAGGGAAUGGGAAGCAAAGGUUCUCACAAGGCCUGGCUUGCUUUUUGUAAUGAUGUCAACAGACAUGCAAGAUGUACCAUUAAGCACUGGCAUAACUAGCUCCUUGUUUUUGUUUUUUGCAGUGUUUAUAAUUUAUUGAUAUGAAAAUAAAUAGUGUUUUGGAUUUUUUUUCUACAGUGUUUCAAUAGAAUGUCCUCAUGUGGUGUUCAGAAAUAACAAUACAUUCAUAUUGCCCUAGGAGGCAAUUACCUUACUAUUGGUCCUUCAUAACAAUAAUUAUCUAUACUUUCAAAGAAUGUUGAUUGAUAUUGAGAUUUUUUUCCUUGUCUAAUUUUUUUUUACCUAAUUAUUUUUGAUGCACUUUUUAAUAUCGCAGAAAGUCAAACUUGAAUUUUGUAAAUAUACAAGUAUCUGUUUUUGUUUGUUAUAAUCAAAAUGAUGGAAAUUUUGUAAUAUUGCUUCCACGAGGACUGGGGCAUUACAAUGUAACUAGAGACAUCAACCCUAGUUUAGUUUAUAAGAAAAGAUUGUAGUGUUCAUCUUUACAUAUGCUCGGCAUUUUGUUUUAAUAGCUUUCUUUUGUACAGUAUGUUUUUAACCAAACCCAGUUUCUUCAUGUGUGGCACAAAAAUAAAUUGUCCAGAAUAGUUCCAAAUAUUCAAGUUUCUCAAGUUAUGGUCAAAAUCGUUAAAACUGAAAUACGUAAUAUAGGCAGAGAAAUUUAAUUGUAGGUCUCAUAUGCUCUUUUAUCUAUAAGGUGCAUGUCAAAAAAAAUUAGAACGAGCAAGUAUUUGUACAAAACAGAAUUAAAUAAAUGUCAAU
Electrophorus electricus (electric eel) is the source of this 5215-nucleotide messenger RNA. It is a transcript of the gene itga11a, whose product is annotated as integrin, alpha 11a. The record is from RefSeq and is a predicted model, not a curated record. Gene Ontology annotation, molecular function: integrin binding. Gene Ontology annotation, cellular component: integrin complex; external side of plasma membrane. Gene Ontology annotation, biological process: cell-cell adhesion; integrin-mediated signaling pathway; cell-matrix adhesion. Lineage: Eukaryota; Metazoa; Chordata; Actinopteri; Gymnotiformes; Gymnotidae.